AUCGGUCGCUAUGGAGAGCAGCUCCCCAAGAGCGCGAGCCAGUAGCCACAGAGAGCGCGGACGAGCGAGGAGGAGGACCAGAACGUGCCAAAGCGCACAGACAGAGAGGAACCAUGGAGAAAAGAUCACCGAUCAAGAGGACUUGGCCAUCUAACGGACUGCGACUUUUAACGUCACUGCUCACCUUUUACGGACUCACCUCAGGUGUGAGCAGCAACCAGGUGCUUGUUCCUGAGAAAGUGAAUGCCGUGCUGGGGAAGAACAUCACGCUGGGCUGCAGAAUAGAGGUGGGCUCCAACCUCACACAGAGCUCCUGGGAGCGGCGUCUACCUUCAGGCACCAUUACCUUGGCGGUGUUCAACCCCGAGUUGGGAACCUACAUCCCCCCAGACUUCACCAAGCGCAUCUCGUUUGUCUCCCCCUCUGUACGGGACGCGACCAUCACCAUCGAAGGGGCCGGCUUUGCAGAUGUCGGGUCCUACACCUGCAAAGUGGUAACAUUUCCUCUGGGCAACACACAAGCAUCAACCUAUGUUAAUGUAUUAGUGGAGCCAAAGGUCUAUGUGUCCGCCGGCCCCACGGCUCUGCUGGAUGGUGGCAACGAGUCGCUGGUGGCUACCUGCAUAGCGGAGCGGGGCCGUCCCACUGCUGAGGUCUUCUGGGAGACGGAGCUGUACGGACGGAGUGAGAAGCAAAGUCGGGACGAGCCCAACGGCACCACCACUGUACAAGUGCACUACAUGUGGCAACCGCAGAGCUACGCCCAGGGGAAGGUGCUCACCUGUGUGGUGCGCCACCCGGCCCUGCAAACAGAGUUCCGCAUACCAUACAUACUUAAUGUUCAGUUUGAACCAGUGGUAUCGAUUGUGGGAAUUGACAAAAAUUGGUAUGUGGGUCAAGAGAAUGUAAAGUUCAUCUGUGGAGCCAAAGCCAACCCACCUGCCCAUCACUUCACAUGGACCAGGUUGGAUGGAUUGAUGCCCGAGGGUGUUGAGAAAUCAAACAAUAGCUUUGCUUUCACUCGCCCGUUGGAGCGCAACGACUCCGGAGUGUACCGCUGUGAAGUGAUGAACGACAUUGGUCUCCGCAGCCAAGACGUGAACCUCUGGGUACAAGAUCCUCCCCCCACCUCGGCCGCCCCCAGCACCACUGCGGCCCUCCUCCUACACGACACCGCUGGAACGGGCACCGCCGUGGACGAGCGGAGAGCCCUGUUCACCUCCCCGACCCUGGCCUCCUUGCACGACAGCAGCCUGGGCACCAUAGUCGGCGGCGUUGUCGGCGGAGUUUUAUUCCUGAUUCUCUUGCUGAUCCUCGGCGGGGUCUGCUUCAUGCGACAGCGCAGGACCUUCAGGGGGGACUACUACACCAAACAGUACCUGGGACCCUCUGACAUGCAGAAGGAGUCCCAGCUGGACGUGCUGCAGCCGCAUGAGCUGCAGGAGGUCUACGGGGACAAGACGAGCAAAGGCAGCCAGGAGCUGAAACCCAAACUGGGCGGAGACAUCAUUUACCCCGACUACACCCCCGACCACAAGGAUAGGGAUGACUGGGCCGACAAGGGGGAUGCCCACAGGGGCCUCAAGGAGGGAAACUACUACCCAGAUCAAUACAACACCCAAAACAUGCACCCCUGCGGGCCUCCCGUGCACAGCCCCACAGUGAACAACGGCUCCCCCUACCUCCCGGAGGACUGCUAUGACAAUGGUACAGACGGCGACUAUGUGUCCCACGUGGACGGAUCUGUGAUCUCACGCAGGGAGUGGUAUGUUUGAGGAGCCGAGGGGGGAAAAAAACAGACAAGACGAACCGACCGACUGACUGAGAAUGAUUUAAAAAGUGACAGAU
This is a messenger RNA of Anarrhichthys ocellatus (wolf-eel), 1848 nucleotides long. RefSeq names its product nectin cell adhesion molecule 3a (gene nectin3a). The record is from RefSeq and is a predicted model, not a curated record. Bases 114 to 1775 code for a protein of 553 amino acids. Gene Ontology annotation, cellular component: apical junction complex; adherens junction. NCBI's taxonomy places the organism in Eukaryota, Metazoa, Chordata, Actinopteri, Perciformes, Anarhichadidae. Gene Ontology annotation, biological process: homophilic cell-cell adhesion; heterophilic cell-cell adhesion. The transcript has 6 exons.